Molecule: messenger RNA, 240 nt
Organism: Torulaspora globosa
Lineage: Eukaryota; Fungi; Ascomycota; Saccharomycetes; Saccharomycetales; Saccharomycetaceae
Gene: BIL1
Product: Bil1p
Exons: 1
Coding region: 1-240 (79 amino acids)
Source: RefSeq, a predicted model, not a curated record
AUGGACACAGAUAAGCUGGCCAUCAAGGAUGAUCAGCCAUUAGCUAACUCAGCCACUAACGCCAAAGGAGCUCGUUCUGAGAAUCGCGAUGAGGGUGUGGUUACCAUAUUUGAUGUGACCAAUAAGAUCGAAUGGGCCUUGAAACAGCUUGAAACCAAGGUGGAAGAGAACGAGAAGCAGUUUGAAAGGAGUCUCAAUGCUUUGGAAGACCAGAUAUCUCGUUGGAACGAGCGAGACUAA